AUGGAACAGAGAAAGAAUGAACGACAUAGAGCAGAUGACGAUGUUUUGACAUUAGUGAUAAAACUUUGCAUUAUAUUACGUUUAGGACGUCAAACGACUACUCCAGGGUACAGGAAACGUGUCUUCACCAGACGCUCACAGAAGCUCUAUAGACUAAAGUAUGAUUCAGCCAGUUUUCGUCGAGGUCUUCAUGAACCCUGGGAAUGGUAUGACAAAUGCGCCAAACGAAAUCGUGUAGGACUUUUCACCGCUGAUCAAAAGCUGAAAGGGAAGACAUGUAUUUACACCCGACAAAAUGCAAAUGGUGCUCGUAGUGGCUAUGAAUGUCCUGAGGAACGAGAUUACUAUCCUUACUGGCAUCCUACUGACUGGAUUGAUAUGGCAGUGUUCGCUUUUAAUGAAAGCAUGUGCAAGUAUUAUAAAGAAGAAAGUUUCAACGUCAAACCUAAGCACGAGUGCCUUGAAUACUACCCCAAGAAAUCAGAUGGUUUUCGACAUGACUCGGUUUACAGCAACAAAAUUGACUGCGAAAACAAUGGAGGAUUUUGGGUUCCAUUCAGCAACUAUUUAGAAGAAUAUCCUGCGCAUCGAACAGAGCAAGAAUGCGCAGCCGCAAGUUCUGAUAAACUUCGUCUUGUCUGGGCCAUUCCUUACCGCUCUGAAGAUAUCGAUAAUUUGAAGAUGACUGGUAAUGAUGUUGAAUCAUUAAAACGCUGUUUGGUUGCACUCGAUCCACCUGAAUGCAAGGUAGUUCCGUAUACAAGAUCGAAUCAUUUAGGGAAUGCCCGUGAUGUAGUUCCACUUCGCUACAAUUGGGUUCUUCCAUAUUUUCCGUCUGCUCGUACACAAAGAUGCGUUCUAAGAAUAAGGUACAAUAUUUCUACGGGAGAUUAUCCACCAUUCAGCACAUUCGGCGACAAGAAUGAUAACCCGGAGAACGGUGUGAAUUCGCCAGUCAAAAACAAUCCAACUGAAAAAAUUGGCCAAGUGCAGAUGCCAUUGCAACUUGCAAUCAACACCGCACAGUUUGGACGCACUUUUCAAGACAGAUCACAUUUAUUCAAACUUAUACCAAGACCCAAGACUGUGUCAGAUAAUGACGUCAUCUAUAAUUUGAACGUACGAGGAAAGCGCGGGAAUAUCGUUCAAACAUUUCCGGCUGUGGAAUACGACUUUAUCCCAAAACGAUUGAAAGUUUCAAGUACAAGUCUUGUCCAUAUCGCGUGGACUGGUUCCAAUAGCAAUCCCCAGGGAAACGAUGGCCAGGGUACAGCAGGUUCGGAUCGAAACAACAUUGUAGAAAUGAGAGAUCCAUCUGUGAGCUACCCUUUAGACUCGGGAAAGCCACUGAAAAUGUUCAGGAACGCUGAAAUUGUCUGGUCAGGGGAUGAAGAAACUAAGACUGGUCAAGAUUUGGUAACAAGCAUGGCUUCCUCGGGUUACUACAGCAGCGUACAGUGUUACCAUACCAAGGCAUGCACCCCGAGGAAACAGGUUCUUAAUAAAUUGUUAAACAACGCCCCAGCUUCCUAUCGUGGCGUGCUUUUGCGAUUUGCCCCGGGCGAGUAUUACUACAUGUGCACAAGAAAUAACAACUUCAGUAAUCGUAAUCAGAAAGGACGACUUGUUGUUCGUGUCUAA
Dendronephthya gigantea is the source of this 1641-nucleotide messenger RNA. Its product is annotated as protein DD3-3-like. The record is from RefSeq and is a predicted model, not a curated record. Lineage: Eukaryota; Metazoa; Cnidaria; Anthozoa; Malacalcyonacea; Nephtheidae. Bases 1 to 1641 code for a protein of 546 amino acids. The transcript has 7 exons.